Gadus morhua (Atlantic cod) is the source of this 2054-nucleotide messenger RNA. It is a transcript of the gene hoxa1a, whose product is annotated as homeobox A1a. Gene Ontology annotation, molecular function: DNA-binding transcription factor activity, RNA polymerase II-specific; RNA polymerase II cis-regulatory region sequence-specific DNA binding. Gene Ontology annotation, cellular component: nucleus. Gene Ontology annotation, biological process: regulation of transcription by RNA polymerase II. Bases 435 to 1406 code for a protein of 323 amino acids. The record is from RefSeq and is a predicted model, not a curated record. NCBI's taxonomy places the organism in Eukaryota, Metazoa, Chordata, Actinopteri, Gadiformes, Gadidae. The transcript is spliced from 2 exons.
AAUGCCAUACCUUGUUUCAGUGUGAUGGUAUUCACAAGAAAAACCGCUAAGAUGCAACCUUUUCCGUUCCCUGCUCUCCGUGCGACCCUGGGGCUGCCCACCGCCGUCUGCCUCCCGGCUCAUUGUUUGCCCAGCCAAUACAUUAGUGCAGACGCGCGUCACCUUGAUCGACGAGCGCUUGGAAUUUAAAUACCCUCUCAAGCACCAAUCUGUCACCGCGAAAGGGGAACGGGACAAGUACCUGACUGGCUGACCCCAGGCCACGUGACAGCAAGCGUUUAUUGAUAUCGGCACAUGCACCCCCUCCCUUUUUUGUGAUCGGGAAAGAGUUUCCCAUAGGUAAACGUUGGCACGGUCACUCAGGGUAAAAGGGAGAUUCGUCACCACCUGUCUCCUCGCGCACCUUCCCUCAGUCCGAUUAAAACAAUGCGACAAUGAGCACCUUCUUAGAUUACUCAGUGAUGAGCGGAGAGGGCGGCUCGUGCUCGGUCAGGGCAUUCCACGCUGACCAUGGGAUUACAACUUUUCAGUCCUGUGCUGUUGCCCUGAACAACUGCGGGGCGGAUGACCGCUUCACGUCAAACAGGGCUUCCCCAGACAACGCUUCCCACCAAGCAGGGUCAUACCAGUCGUCACCGGGGUCUCUUGGUUUGGCUUAUGGGGCCCAUCCGGCGUGUAGCUAUGGGCCCCAAAACUUCUGCGCAACCUAUAACCAUUACACGCUCAACCAGGAAGUUGAGUCAGCAACAGGGUUCUCUUCGUGCGGCCCCUUGAUGUACUCUGGGAAUAUCUCCGCCUCCAUGGUGUCUCAGCAUCGUCAAGGUUACGGGGCUGCAGGCUUGGGCCAACUUCAGUACGCCCAAGCCACCUACGGCGGCGGCCACGAGCAGGGCAGCCUAAACCACUUCGCCGGGUGUUCGAGCUCUCUAUCGCCGCUGCACACGGGUCACCUUGAGGCAUGCUGCUCACCCCUGUCCGAAGGCGCGUCUUCCGCGCAGACGUUCGACUGGAUGAAAGUCAAACGGAAUCCUCCUAAAACAGGUAGGUCAGGCGAGUACGGCUAUGGCGGACAACCGAACACAGUCCGGACCAACUUCACCACGAAGCAGCUGACGGAACUGGAGAAAGAGUUCCACUUCAAUAAGUACCUGACCCGGGCGAGGCGCGUGGAGAUAGCGGCCGCGCUACAGCUGAACGAGACGCAAGUGAAAAUAUGGUUCCAGAACCGCAGGAUGAAACAGAAGAAGCGUGAGAAGGAAGGACUGUUGCCGGCUAAAGCUCCUCCCAUCGGCCCGGGAGACAGUCAGGACAAAACAGACGACGCAUCAUCUGAGAAGUCUCUCUCGGCACCGUCCACUCCAUCCCCUACGCCCUCCGCUGGGACGGAUCCUUACGUGUCCAACUGAACAAACAGUUCAAGCCACUGUUUUAAAGCAGGACUACCGAAGUUGCAUUUCCAAGGUGUGAUGGAGGACAUUUGGAAACGCGCGACUAGUUUAAAUAGGGUUGAAUUCAUGCACAUGGACACAGUCACACUGACAAUAAUGUCGGCUGUUCCGUUGUUUGACUUCUUCAAAAUGUGUUUUCAGUGUUUGGAAAACCAAAGCAUUUAGAUGACCAAACUUGGGUUUGGCCGCCCAUUAGGUGAUAUAUUUCUGAAAUGCUGUGAAUGUGCCAACGUAUCCGUGGUCUUUGAAUGUUCCACUAUGUGCAAAGGAAACAAAUACCUCAUGUGUGCCAAAGUUGUAAAUCAAAGACAAAGUGAUUGCACUUGAUGUCAUGAUCACAAUCAAAGAGACGAGACCUCGUGCAGGCCUAUAUUGUUUUGCUGUUCUAUGUUCUUAUUGAGUGUUAACAAUCUGUCACCCUGUUGUGUCUGAUUUAUGUGUAUCUAUGUCGCGAAUACCAAUCUGGAUUGAUCACGUGCGAUAUUUGCAUGAUGCGUACACCGCUUUUGAAUGGGACUCUAGACGCUGAGUUUUAUCAGUUUAUGGUAUGUUACGUCUCAUUUACUUUUCUUUCGUAUUGUCGGGGCAAGGUUUACGGGUCAAACC